GGCAGUUGCUCAAAGUGUUUAUAUCAGCGAAAAUUCGCAGACCCUUCGACGAAAUUUCCCAUAGACUCCAAGCAAUUCAAGAAUCUCUCCUUCUCUCUCUCUCUUUCUCUCUCUGAGUUUUCACUUUCCCGCUCGCUUUUUAACUUUUCUUUUCCUUUUCUUUUUCCUUUCUCAUCGAUUCGAAUCCACGUCACAGUUGUGUUGUCCUUUGUUUGGAUCAAUCCUCCGUUUGGUUGCUGAGAAGACAAACGAAAAUCUUGUUACUUCUGGAUUUUCUUUUGUUCCUGGGGAUGGAAAAUUGAAGUCAAUCAAAGUUCAUUUUCAUGUAAUUGGAGUGCUUGGUGUUUAUUCUUUCCUUGGACUUCCUCUUUUGUGUAACGCUUCUGUUUUGAUUGCUGAGAAAAUAGGGUAAAGAGAAGAAAUUGUGUUCUCGGAUCUCAAACCGUACUUUGUUUUUUUCAAUGCGAAAGGAGAAGUUUUGAGUCAAAUUGAAGUUUGGUUCAUGUGAUUGGAAAGCUCGUAUUGUCGUUCUUAAACUUCAUCGUUGGCCAAGCAAGACGGUUUAGUUUCUGAAAAUGCAAACUAGGUAUAUGGAAAAAUCAAGCAGCAUGGCGAGGGAGAAGCGAGGUUUGGAUGCUACGUCAGCUGACGAAGGUCAUCCUGAUAGGAAGCGACCUGCUCUGGCUAGUGUAAUCGUUGAAGCUCUAAAGGUGGAUAGUCUGCAGAAACUUUGUUCAUCAUUGGAGCCUAUUCUUCGGAGAGUUGUUAGUGAAGAAGUGGAGCGUGCUUUAGCAAAAUUGGCUCCUACCAAACUUACUGGGAGGUCUUCUCCUAAACGUAUAGAAGGGCCUGAUGGAAGAAACCUACAGCUGCAAUUCAGGUCCAGGCUGUCCCUUCCUCUAUUUACUGGUGGAAAAGUAGAGGGGGAACAAGGUGCUGCUAUUCAUAUUGUUUUGAUGGAUGCAAACACUGGCCUUGUUGUCACAUCAGGCCCAGAAUCUUCAGUGAAGCUAGAUGUUAUUGUGCUUGAAGGUGAUUUCAAUAAUGAGGAUGAUGAUAACUGGACUCAAGAAGAAUUUGAGAGUCAUGUGGUGAAAGAGCGUGAAGGAAAGAGGCCACUUCUGACUGGGGAUUUGCAAGUGACACUGAAGGAUGGUGUAGGAACACUAGGUGAAUUAACAUUCACCGACAACUCAAGCUGGAUAAGGAGCAGGAAGUUCAGGCUAGGAUUGAAGGUUGCCUCUGGCUAUUGUGAGGCCACUCGCAUACGUGAAGCAAAAACAGAAGCAUUCACUGUUAAGGAUCACCGUGGAGAACUAUACAAGAAACAUUAUCCGCCUGCAUUGCAUGAUGAUGUUUGGAGAUUGGAGAAAAUUGGCAAAGAUGGGUCAUUUCACAAGAGGCUGAACAAAGCUGGAAUUUAUACGGUUGAAGACUUUCUAAAACUUGUGGUUAGAGACUCACAGAGAUUACGAAAUAUUCUUGGAAGUGGCAUGUCAAAUAAGAUGUGGGAUGUUCUUGUAGAGCAUGCAAAAACUUGUGUUCUAAGUGGGAAACUGUAUGUGUACUAUCCUGAAAAUGAGAGGAAUAUUGGUGUCACUUUUAACAACAUCUAUGAGUUUUGUGGCUUAAUUGCUGAUGGACAAUAUUACUCAGUCGACUCUCUUUCUGAAAGUCAGAAGGUCUAUGUGGACACCUUGGUGAAGAAGGCAUACGACAAUUGGAUGCAUGUUAUAGAAUAUGAUGGGAAGUCACUUCUCAACUCUAAGCAAAAUAAGAGUUCAGAUGCUUCUCAAAGCGAGGUCCCAAUGAAUUCACAAGAUUAUUCAGACUCUUUUAACCAGCAGUUCGCCUUACAAAGCCUGCCUGUUGCAGUUCCUCCAGAGCAGUCUUCUGCAGAUUCAGUUGGACUAACAGCCGGAGGGUAUAAUGAUAAUAUGGCAGCCAGAUUCUCGCUACAGUCUCAGAAUGCAAAUCUUAAUGCUCCUAUUCAGUUUGAUGGCACUUCUUUCUCUCUACAAAAUCCUUUGAUCAGCGCUUCUCACCAAGCCCAACUUCCAAAAAGUGACAACGUGCUGUCCCUUGGUCCACUACAGUCGUCCACAUCGGGAUACCAGACAGUUGGUGCAUCCAAUCUUACUUCUUAUAAGGAAGACUACUUCCCAGAGGACGAGAUACGCAUGAGAAGUCACGAAAUGCUUGAAAAUGACGAUAUGCAGCAUCUCCUACGUAUGUUUAACAUGGGAAGCCAUGCUCAUACCUCCAUUAAUGUGAAUGACGAUGGAUACCCUUAUUCCUCGCAAUAUAUGGACACCCCAUCUCUAAACUACAACUUUGAUGACGAUCAAACUCGUUCAUCUGGAAAAGCUGUUGUAGGGUGGUUGAAGGUCAAGGCAGCCAUGAGAUGGGGAAUAUUUGUCAGGAAGAAGGCUGCUGAGAGACGGGCUCAACUUGUUGAGUUGGAUGAUCCAUAGACAUGGCCCGUAAGGCAAAGCUGAUCCGGUUUUGAUGUUGAUGUGCUUGGUCUCCUCUGCCUGCCUGCCUGCCUGAUUCAUGUCAUACUGAAUUUGUUAACAGGAGCUAGGAGCAGUGGUAGCAUAGCUCGUUUCUGAUCUGGCAGUUCCUCGGGCUAAAUCCUGACAUCUGGGAUCUAUCUGGUGUAUAGUUCUAGGCUUGUACAGUAAGCUUCCAUCUUCGGGUGAUAACUCCGUUACUGUUGUGUUCUACUUAUAAAAUGUUGUCUUCUCAACAUUCUUGCCUGCUUGUACCGUAGAGCAACAAAGUUGAGAGCUGCUUCUACCGAAGAUGUUUCCAGUACAAGAUCUUAGUAGUAGCGACCUUCAAUAGGUAGAAAUUAGCACUAGUUCUUUUCCUUUCGGGUUAUUUAGAUGUGACCGGGUAAAGUGGUCGAACUAAAUGCACGUUCUACCACUGCGCGUGUUUUUUUUUUUUCCUGAUUUUUAUUUGUAUUUUCGUUGUAGUUUGGUAGUUGAAAUUCAAUGUAAUGAGUCUGUCUUGUUUGUUGUUACAUUUAACGCAAGAAUAAUAGUCAAUGGUAGUGAGUGAACCGGUGAUGAAUUUAUCGGAUAAAA
Carya illinoinensis is the source of this 3092-nucleotide messenger RNA. RefSeq names its product calmodulin-binding protein 60 D-like. Lineage: Eukaryota; Viridiplantae; Streptophyta; Magnoliopsida; Fagales; Juglandaceae. Bases 576 to 2474 code for a protein of 632 amino acids. The transcript has 8 exons. Gene Ontology annotation, molecular function: DNA-binding transcription factor activity; calmodulin binding; sequence-specific DNA binding. The record is from RefSeq and is a predicted model, not a curated record. Gene Ontology annotation, cellular component: nucleus. Gene Ontology annotation, biological process: regulation of salicylic acid biosynthetic process.